GUUUUUGUUCUUUGUCAAUUUUUGAUUUUGAUUGCAAAAAUAGGAAGUGGCUGCCUCGUUUCUUUUUUAUUUUUAUUCACAUUUUUAUUGCUGUCGGGCAACGAAACUGAGACGAUUCUUAUUAAUUUGUUAUCUCUAACCAAGAUACACUAAUUCAUUCAAAGUAAUAUCUACAUUAGUUUACAAGUAAAAUCUUGUUAUUCAACUAUUGUUUAGAUACCUACAUCUAGUCUCUAGGGCUUAAAUUUGAGUAUUGGGGAAGCUGUAUUUGUGCAUAUCUUUAAAUAUAUGUGUAAAAUCCUGAAAAUAUGACUGUCGGUGGAGAAUCUUCAACAUCUUUAAGCAAAAAGAAGCAAUCAAGUUAUCCUCCACAAGGGGUAAGAUGUCAGAAAUGUCUGGAAUAUGGACACUGGUCAUACGAGUGUAAAGGUAAAAGAAAAUACUUGCACAGAUCAUCAAGAAGUCACAUCUUAAAAAAACGCAUAAAGGCUAAAGAGGAAGAGGAGAAGCUAGGAUCACAAAAUCUAAAUAUUACCAAGCAGAAAAUCAAGAAGAAACUAAACAAAAACGAUGAAAGUGAUAGCUCUUCUGUUUCAAGUUCCAGUAGCUCUUCUUCUUCAGAUAGUAGUAGUUCCAGUGAAAGUGACAGUGAUUCCUCAACUACUUAAGAUGGUUACAGAAAUACAUUUUUAAAAUUAAAAUAAAAAUGGAUUAAACGUUUUAACAAAUAUAUUGAAUUUAUAUAUA
Sitophilus oryzae (rice weevil) is the source of this 747-nucleotide messenger RNA. RefSeq names its product zinc finger CCHC domain-containing protein 10. NCBI's taxonomy places the organism in Eukaryota, Metazoa, Arthropoda, Insecta, Coleoptera, Curculionidae. The transcript has 2 exons. Bases 309 to 668 code for a protein of 119 amino acids. Gene Ontology annotation, molecular function: zinc ion binding; nucleic acid binding. The record is from RefSeq and is a predicted model, not a curated record.